This is a messenger RNA of Echinops telfairi (small Madagascar hedgehog), 2787 nucleotides long. RefSeq names its product multivesicular body subunit 12B (gene MVB12B). NCBI's taxonomy places the organism in Eukaryota, Metazoa, Chordata, Mammalia, Afrosoricida, Tenrecidae. The record is from RefSeq and is a predicted model, not a curated record. The coding region runs from base 91 to 957 and encodes 288 amino acids. The transcript is spliced from 10 exons. Gene Ontology annotation, biological process: regulation of epidermal growth factor receptor signaling pathway; virus maturation; viral budding. Gene Ontology annotation, cellular component: late endosome; ESCRT I complex.
UCACCCAGGAAGGAUGGUGGGCAUGUUGAUGAGCACCCUGCAGUGGGCCUCAGUGCAAGGGAGGUACAAGUGCCAGAGGACCAGUCCACCAUGCCUGAAGUCAAGGACCUUUCUGAAGCCUUGCCAGAAACAUCAAUGGACCCCAUCACGGGAGUGGGGGUGGUGGCUUCUAGGAACAGAGCCCCGACAGGCUAUGACGUAGUGGCCCAGACAGCAGAUGGUGUGGACGCUGACCUCUGGAAAGAUGGUUUAUUUAAAUCCAAGGUUACCAGAUACCUGUGUUUCACAAGAUCAUUUUCCAAAGAAAAUAGUCACUUAGGGAAUGUGCUAGUGGAUAUGAAGCUCAUUGACGUCAAGGACACCCUGCCCGUGGGCUUCAUCCCAAUUCAGGAGACGGUGGACACACAGGAAGUGGCUUUCCGGAAGAAGAGGCUUUGCAUUAAGUUUAUCCCACGGGACUCAACUGAGGCUGCCGUCUGUGACAUUCGAAUCAUGGGCCGGACCAAGCAGGCGCCCCCUCAGUACACGUUCAUCGGGGAACUGAACAACAUGGGGAUCUGGUAUCGAAUGGGCCGAGUACCAAGGAAUCAUGAUUCAUCUCAACCCACGACGCCUUCCCAGUCAUCCGCUGCUUCCACCCCAGCCCCCAACCUCCCCAGGCACAUCUCUCUAACGCUCCCUGCUACCUUCCGAGGCAGGAACAGCACUCGGACCGACUAUGAGUACCAGCACUCCAAUCUGUAUGCCAUAUCAGCAAUGGAUGGUGUACCGUUUAUGAUCUCAGAGAAGUUUUCUUGCAUUCCAGAAAGUAUGCAGCCCUUUGACCUCUUGGGAAUCACCAUCAAAUCUCUGGCAGAAAUUGAAAAAGAGUACGAGUACAGCUUCCGCACGGAGCAGAGCGCUGCGGCCAGACUCCCGCCCAGCCCCACCCGCUGCCCGCAGAUCCCGCAGUCCUGAGGAGCCGCUUGCCAGACGACUGAACUUGCCCGGUCGGGGCUGCCUGCGGCCACCGUCCUCCCCACCUGUCCCUGCCCCAGACGGAGCCCGCGGCCCUCCCUCCCAGCCCCCCGGCUGUGGCCUCGUCUGGAAGGCUCUGGACCUUGGAGCAGUUUCGAUCUCCAUCAUCAGCUUGCCUGACGUGACACCCCAGCCCCCUGGGGCCUUGUUCAUAACCACCACUAAUCUGCGUGUGCUGUAGCGCCCUAACCUGUCUGCGUAAUGACCAGUCACCUGGAGAUGCCUACCCACUCCCUCCCUCCUGACGCCUCUCCAGGAGACGCCACCAAGACUGCUUCCUGGGGGUGACUCUGUACUGGGCCCUGCAGCCACACAGAUGGCCCCAGACCCCAGGCUGACCAGGACCAAGCACCCCAAGCUCUCAAGGCAACCCUGGGAGGACACAGUGGGAAGAAGCCAGUGGCCCCUGGAGGGGCCCAAGCCUACCCUCGGCUCUAAGGAGCCGCCCUGGGCGUGCCCUGGGGCAGGAAGCGGUGCUCGCAGACCUCCUCCCUGAGGGCCGCUGCCCAUGUGCUCCGGUCCCUCCCUGCCCCAGGGCUUGACCGCUUAUGUGCCAACAGCAGCUCCAACUGCCUCAGCCUGGGCCCUGACCCCUGUGACCCAGGGACAGGUCCUCCAGAGCCUGGGGAGACCACCAGAGUGCAUAGCCACCCCACCUCUGGGGGCACCCCGCCCAGCGCCUCGAGUUUCUCUGGGCCCUGCGUGUCUUGAUGGCAUCUCUUCACAGCCACGCGUCCCUGCGCAAAUGAACAAGGCCCAGCCGACCGGUCACCACAUGUGAGUCAGACUGCCGGUCCUACCAGGAAAGUCCACUGAGGUGCCAGCUGCCGAGUGGACUCAAGCCCCUAGGCCAGGAGUGGCCACAGGCCCCACCCCAGGCCGCCCUCCACCCUCGGUCAUGCUCUGCACUGUCUCGCUGCUGGGGGGCUGCAUCUAACCCACCGAGCCUUGGUAUUUGAGCUCUGGGGGCCCCUCGAGCUGGCCACAUCCCUCCAGAGGAUGGGGUGGGGGACAGCCAGUGACACCCUCUCACUCAGUCGGUGGUUCAGAGCCCCUCUCUGCGGUUCCCAUGAGGGCAGAGCCGGCCAGCUGGGCAGCACAGGGGGAGGCCUGGCCACUGACUGAGAGGCGGUGCUGUGGCAAAAAAUACCUCACGGCGCAGCCUCGGCCUCCACGGCCCGGCCUCCUGCCCUUUCUUCUGGUGCAAUGUGCUGGGUCCAGCGAGACCCUUGCCCCCCACCCCCCAGCCCCGCCAGUUCUGGGUGCUUGGAAGCAGCCUUCCCUGAGGAUGGAUUCCCGGGGUGGGGCUCUCUGCUCCCAUGAGCAGUUACAGUCUCCAAAACUCACAGGUUGGGAUCGCAGAGACCCAGAGGCCACCCGUGGCAGUGGGUGUGGGUUGGCUUGGGGCCACCCCUGAUUACACACUCAGCCACUGACCCGGAGGGCCGGCUGUGCAAACACGCCCAGAUGCACCUGGGAAUCAGGGCCUGGCAGCCUGGUUUUCAAAAAGGUUGCAGUCCUGGGAACCCCACGGAGGACAGUUCUACCCUGACCCGCAUGGUCGCCAGGCGUCAGGUCAGUUUGGCGGCCCCGAGUCCGAGGCUGGGCUUGGUGGGCAGGGCUGCCCGGGAGUCCUGUUCCCUGUUGCUUUUUGGAUGGGGAUGGUUGGUCCGGAGCCAGGUGAUGGUGAGGGAGAAGUGGUGUCCAGCCGUUGGGGAGCAGGCCUCUGGUCACCCCUGCUGGCUCGUGCCCCAUAUCUUAUCCAUCAUA